AUGUCGUCCUCUUCGGAAAUGAACAAAUACUGGAUCCCACACCUCGACAUCCACAAGAAGGUCAUUACCCAAGAGCUGCAAUAUUAUCUUGGGCCUGGAGCGACUGGCGAGGAUGGGUUCCUGAUCACAACCCCGGGACCGUGCUUGACAGAUGAGCAAAUCGACGACAUCUGCGUGAAGUCCAAGGAAAUGUGGGAACGGCAGGCUGCCGCCAGGGCCCAGACCAAGCCGGAGAAGCCGCUGAAGCGCCCACUCCACCAACCGGUGCUAAUCUCCAAGGCAGUAUCCGGCGACUUGUCGAGAAAGAGCAGAGACGAUCGUUGGCGGAACGAUACAUGUCGCCGGCAUGACGAGAGACGGCGAGACUGGAGCUGA
Messenger RNA from Phialemonium atrogriseum, 375 nucleotides. RefSeq lists its product as uncharacterized. The record is from RefSeq and is a predicted model, not a curated record. The transcript is spliced from 3 exons. Lineage: Eukaryota; Fungi; Ascomycota; Sordariomycetes; Cephalothecales; Cephalothecaceae. Bases 1 to 375 code for a protein of 124 amino acids.